Cinara cedri is the source of this 708-nucleotide messenger RNA. NCBI's taxonomy places the organism in Eukaryota, Metazoa, Arthropoda, Insecta, Hemiptera, Aphididae. The record is from the annotation of a GenBank genome assembly.
AUGGUGGUCAGUCGGAGAAAUGGGAAUCAGGUACAAGAAGAAUUCAUUGAAGUUGAAGAAUACAAAUUUAAAAGAGUGGACCAAUUCAAAUACUUAGGGUCAAUUAUAACUCAAGAUAACGACAUUAAAACAGAAAUUUCAAUGAGAUUACNAAUAAAAUCACUUAUAAAGGCUGCGGAGAAAGUAGGACUAAGGAUUAAUGAAGAAAAAACAAAGUACAUAGUGGUCAGCCGGAGAAAUGAAAAUCAGGUACAAGAAGAAUUCAUUGAAGUGGAAGAAUACAAAUUUAAAAGUGUGGACCAAUUCAAAUACUUAGGGUCGAUUAUAACUCAAGAUAACGACAUUAAAACAGAAAUUUCAAUGAGAUUACAAUUAGCUAAUAAAUGUUUCUUUGGACUUAGUAAAAAUUUUAGAUCAAGAGCAAUCUCUAAGAAUUUAAAAGUUAGAAUGUACUUAACUUUGCUAAGGCCAAUUGUCCUGUACGGAACAGAAACAUGGCCUCUAAGAAAGACUGAAGAACGAAGAACUGCAGUAUUUGAGAGAAAAGUACUCAGGAAAAUGUAUGGGGCAUACUAUGAUGUUCUCACAAAUGAAUGGAGGAAAUUACAUAAUGAAAAACUGCAAUCCCUUUUUCAACGACCGGAUAUACUGAAAGAGAUAAAAAAAAAGAAGGCUAGUUUGAGCUGGACAUGCCUGGAGGAAACAUGA